UGGAUUUAUAAAGGAAUCAUACGGGAUCCAUACCAUGAAUUCCUUGUAGAGGAGGAUGAUAGCGUUCAAAAAGAACAAAUUCAGAAAGAAUACAAUGACUCGUACUGGAACAAACGGUAUACCAUAUGUCGGGAUAGGAUUCCCAAGUUCCUGGAGCCAUGUGUGGAUAAAAUACUUAACACUGGGAAAUACUUAAAUGUUGUCAGGCAGUGUCGUCGGGAUCCCAAGUGUCCGUCUGCUGAAGAGAUCCUAUAUACACUUAAAGAAAGAGAAUAUAUUGAUGUAAUUGAGAAAGCUCAUAGCUAUGCUAGUAAAAUGUUAGUAGAUCUACUUAUAGAAGAAAGAGAGCUGAUUGGAAGAUUAAGAUCAAUCAAGCACUACUUCCUGAUGGACCAAGGUGAUUUCUUUGUCCAUUUCAUGGACAUUGCAGAAGACGAGCUCAAAAAAUAUAUGGAUGAUAUCAUACCAUCAAGAUUAGAAACGUUGUUGGAAUUAGCGCAGAGAACCAGUCUGGCUAACAAUGAUCCUUUCAAGGAUGACCUCAAGGUUGAACUCUCUCCAUAUGAUUUGAUUACUCAGCUGUUACGAAUCCUCGCUAUUGAUUCUAAACAAGAACAAUCUGGUAGAAUCCAUGAUAUGGAUCCAUCAGAAAUCCAUAUUUCUGGUUUAGAAGCUUUCUCUUUCGAUUAUGUGGUUAGAUGGCCUGAAUCUCUUAUCCUCAGCAGAAAGGCAUUGACAGCAUACCAGUUAAUAUUCAGACAUUUAUUUUAUGCCAAGCAUGUUGAAAGACUGCUAUGCAAUGUGUGGGUUGGUAACAAGAUGUCAAAGCAAUACAGUGUACAUACUGCACAAUGGUAUGCUUCUGCUUUCGCUCUCCGACAACGAAUGCUGCAUUUUGUUCAGAAUUUUGAAUAUUACAUGAUGUUUGAGGUCAUUGAACCCAACUGGCAUCUCUUGGAAACCAACCUGAAAAGUAUAUCCAACAUAGAUGACGUGAUUGCCCACCACAGUGACUUUCUAGACACAUAUUGUUUACGAGACUGUAUGCUGACUAACAUGGAUCUGUUGAAAAUCCUCAGUAAGCUUCUCAUGGUCUGUGUUACAUUUUCAAACUUCAUACAGAGAGUUACUGAGAGUAUGAACGUUGAUGCAGAAUAUAACCGAUUUACGGGUAGAAGUAAACGUGAAGAAGUUCUUGAUACUUCAGAUAGACUUGCUACUGCAAAGCAUUUGCUGUAUCAUCUGGAAGCAGCUCCCUAUCCAGUAGUGAUAGAUCAUCCAAGUCUUCAAUGUCUGAGCGAUCACCACGCAGCAAGAAAACCACCACUCCACCGUCAUCUUUCCUGA
Messenger RNA from Saccoglossus kowalevskii, 1347 nucleotides. RefSeq names its product gamma-tubulin complex component 2-like. Gene Ontology annotation, molecular function: gamma-tubulin binding; microtubule minus-end binding. NCBI's taxonomy places the organism in Eukaryota, Metazoa, Hemichordata, Enteropneusta, Harrimaniidae. The record is from RefSeq and is a predicted model, not a curated record. Gene Ontology annotation, cellular component: spindle pole; gamma-tubulin complex; microtubule organizing center. Gene Ontology annotation, biological process: microtubule nucleation; cytoplasmic microtubule organization; spindle assembly.